This is a messenger RNA of Caenorhabditis angaria, 1348 nucleotides long. Lineage: Eukaryota; Metazoa; Nematoda; Chromadorea; Rhabditida; Rhabditidae. The record is from the annotation of a GenBank genome assembly.
AUGUCUUCUUUGGCUGAAAAGUUUGAUAGGGAUGGAUUUGUUGUCAUUGAAAAUGUUUUCAAUGACGAUGAGAUUUUGGAAAUGAAAAAAGAAAUUGAGAAAAUCGUGGAUGGUAUGGAUUUAUCCGAACAUCCAAGAUCUGUAUUUUCCACGUAUGAUGAAGACAAACAUGCUGCUGAUGAUUAUUUUUUGAAUAGUUCUGAUGAAAUUCGAUUCUUUUUCGAAGAAGGAGCUGUUGAUAAGAAUGGUGAGCUAACAGUUCCAAAAAACCUGGCAAUCAAUAAAAUUGGACAUGGAUUGCAUUUUCUCAAUCCACUUUUUCAACGAAUGACGUUUCACCCAAAUAUUCAAAAAACUUUCCAAGAGAUCGGAUAUAAGGUUCCGGAAGUUGUACAAAGUAUGUAUAUUUUUAAACAGCCAAAGAUUGGUGGAGCUGUCACAGAUCAUGUUGAUUCAACAUUUUUGCGAGUUGAUCCAAUUGAUCAUUUAACUGGAGCUUGGAUUGCUAUCGAUGAGGCGAGUGUUGAAAAUGGAUGUUUGAGUUUUAUUCCGGGAAGUCAUAAAGGUUAGUUUAUAUUUUUUUUUCAAAAUUUUGAAUUCUAUUUGAGAAUGAGAACUCUUAGGUUCAACUUUCAUUUUGAAAAAAAAGUUUUGCAUAAGAAUAGAAUCCCUUAAAAGUAAAUAUCUUCAAAUUAUAGCACCUUUUUUCAUCAAAAACAAGAAUUUCCCCCUGAUGUUUAUAACUUAAAAUUAAAAAAGUUCAUGUUCAAAUGUGAUCAUUCGGAAAUAUCAAAAUUCAACAAAACAGUUGAAUUUAUCAUACUCUCUAAUUUACCCAAAAUUUUUGAAAAAAUUUAAACAUGGGUUACAACUUCUUAAACCACACAUGAAAUCAACUUGAGAUCAAACACUCAAAUAUAAUCAUUCUUGCAAAAUCACAGAUGACAAAUCCUCACAAAAGCUGACUCACCCAAUUUGGAAAAUGUCAAAACUUCAUGAAAAACAAAAAAGACCCAUAAUUAUGUAAUUUUUGAUUUCAGACACUUCAACAUCUGAUUAUCAAUUCAAACGAACACAUGACACAAAUGGAGGAGCACUUUUGAAAUUCUCUGGAACACGGCCAACUUAUGAUCAAUCAAAGUUUGUGCAUGUUCCAAUCGCAAAAGGAUCGAUGAUUCUGAUCCACGGACUUGUUGUUCACAAAUCUGAAGCAAAUACAUCUCCAAAUUCUAGACAUGCUUAUACAAUUCAUGUUAUGGAGAGAGAAAAUACUAAAUGGAAUCCAGAUAAUUGGCUACAAGAAACUGAUAAUUACAAAUUCCCAAAUCUUUAUAACGGAGUUCAAUAA